AUAUUUUGGUACAAUAUAUAAUUCUCAGCACAGGGUAUUUCAACAAGUUACUUACGCAACAACAACAAAAACAGUAACAAAUACAAAAAAAUAAAAAAGUUUUUUAAAAAAAAGCCGAAUAACUGUACAACUUUUAAAAUUAAGGACAUGUUAAGAAUGCAGGUUAUUGACUAGGUUAACUCUAACAACCUGUUCGUCACAGAGUAUAUUUGCUAGGUAAGGUAUUAUAGAACUUUUAUACUUUUGCUUGCGUGCAUGGAUUUUAAUGUAAUUACGUCUCGUUCUACUAGAAGAUAUACAAGGAGAAAGAUAAGAGUGAGGGGGAUGGCUAGUAUCUGAUAAAAUAACACCUGCCAGGAGUUUGCAUGAUUUUAAAUUUCUAUCCACAACCAUAUUAAUUAUGACCUCGAAAGAUUCACCACACAUCUUGCUAACUGCCUUCAUCACUCUCCGCAAUACAGCAAAGUCUUUUCUCAAAAGCCCGGGAAAGAAUAAUGGAGAACAGUAAAGUAUAAUAGGUAAUAUGCAAGAAUUGACAAAUUGUAAGAGUAAAUGACGAGUAAUCGCUAGAGCAUGCAAUCUCUAUGUAGUAGGUCAGACGGAAAACCUUCUUCGAUAACAAUAAAACGUGGGAAGACCAAGACAGAUCAGUGGAAAAGGUGACACCAAGAUAAUUGACCUUCGACAUUGUGUUUAUCAAAGAGUCUCGGAUGGUACAAACAUUAUGGAAUCUCAAAAUGGUGUUUAGAUUCCGUUCAUGUCUCAUGCUAAAGUUAACAGCUUGGUAUUUAGACGGAUUAGGUAUGAGACCAUUACCAAUAGACCAAUAAUCAAUACGAGACAAAAACUCAUUCAUUUCUAUGGGAUGUAAAGAGGAAGAGAUAGGCAUACAUACAGGGGGGUCAUCCGCAUAUUUCACAAAAGUGUUUUCUGUGGAAGAUGGCAGAUCAUGCAGAAAAAAAGAGAAGAGGUGACAGAGCAGCUCCUUGUGGUACACCUUCAUGAGACAGUAGAGACUCUGAACACUUUCCUCCAAACACAAUGUACUGUUCCCUUCCAGAGAGGUAGCAACAUAGCCAGUUGGUUAUCCAGCUGUCAGUGUUGAUGCUGAUCAACUUGUUAAGUAAACGUUGUCUUGGUAUAGAAUCAAAAGUUGGAGUAUAGUCCAGAAAAGCACAUCGAACAUACUUCUUACCCUUUUCUAAGUUGAACAGUAUGGUGUGAUGCAGAACAGCAACAACAUCUAAAGUGCUUCUGCGUCUGUAAGCAAACUGAUAUGGGUCAAUAUGCUCUUUUAUCUCAGGCUGAAGUGGAAGUAUUAAUAAUUUUUCCAUUGUUUUGAGGAAGGGUGAAGUUAUUGCAAUAAGUCUAAAUUUUACACUCUUAUCACCAGAUGCUUUCUUGGGUACAGGAAUUAUAUUUAUCUUUCUCCAUAUUUUCGGUAUGAGAUUAGAUGAGAAAGAUCUGUUAAAUAUAGUCGUGAACGGAUAACAUAGAACGUCAUCACACUUUUUAAAAAGGAUGUUUGGGAUACCAUCAGGUCCUAAACAUCGUCAACAUUCCUAGCUAAAAAUGUAUAGGAUUAUCUGUUUUAUUAUACUUUUCAAAAAUUUUGGAUAUCAUCUACUUGUUUUUCACUGGGUUUUAUCUCUCUAACAAUUUGGUGUUCAUCAAUUUUAAUGAAUGUAAUCAGGCCUCUUGUAACUAUCUGUGCGCUAUUACCGUAUACUUCUACCAAUGAACCGGAAUAUUUUCGUCAUCCAAAAAAUCUCCAGUCAUUGGAACUAUCCACGUACGUAUAUAUUCAGAUAAAUAUUUAAACGAAAUAUUGCAUGCAUCUAUACAGUAUUCGGAGAAUACUGUUGAAUUCAACGUAUUCUGAGAUCUGCUUUAUUACCUUCCGAUGUUUGUUGCAUCUACUUUUUUCAAAUUUAACUACCAUCAUUUUUGCAUGCAUUUACUAUUUUAUACAUCACAUUUUUUCACAAUAGUUGUCAUUUAAGUGAGAUUAAUUCUUCAAAUGCAUGUUAACACAGUUUUGUAAGUUGGUUACUGUUCGUAACUUACUUACUUACGCCCGUUACUCCCAAUGUAGCGUAGGCCACCGACCAGCAUUCUCCAACUCACUCUGUCCUGGGCCUUCCUUUCCAAUUCUAUCCAACUUUUGUUCAUUUUUCUCAUAUCUGUCUCCAUUUCCCGGCGUAAUGUGUUCUUUAGUCUUCCUCUUGUCCUUUGGCCUUGAGGAUUCCAUGUGAAGGCUUGUCUUGUGAUCCAGUUGGGUGCUUUCCUCAAUGUGUUUCCUAUCCACUUCCAGCGCUUCUUCCUCCGCUGGGAUCUGGAUUGUUCUCUCCUACAGUAGGUUGUUGCUGAUAGUGUCUGGCCAACGGAUCCGAAGUAUUUUGCGUAGAUAGCUAUUAAUAAUAAACACUUGUAUCUUCUGGAUGAUGGCUUUCGUAGUUCUCCAAAUAAUGAAACUACUAGACUAAUGCUUGUACUAGUGAAGGCGAAAUCAAUGUGUAUAACUUUUAUCUCAAACGCCUAGAUAUUUCGUUACAAUAGGCCAUUGAAACAUGAAAUGAUAAUAUGAAAAAACAAGAAUAUUGUCAUAUAAUCGAUAAAUAAGUGGACCAAAAUAAUAUUUAUUGUAUGAUAUAAUUCAAUUAGGAAAGGAAACCGAUAUGAAUUUCGUUCAAUUAAAAAUGUUCAUUAUAACUUUUGUAAAAAACAUCUUAGAAAGCUAGUACAAGAUUGAUAGCGGUUACUAUUUGGGUGGAUAUUCGAUAACAUUUCCAGUUAUUAGAUUGCAUAAUCUCUCAAUCAUUAACUACUUAGGCAUGAUGAAUCAAAAGGUAUAGUAGUCUUAUCUUUCAUUACAUAACUCCUCAUAUCCUAAACCGAUCACUUCUACCCUUUUUUCAUCUACUUCCGUAGUCAACAACAGUCUACACGCGGUAACGACUUAAAACCACCAGCCAUAUCUGACAUACUAUGGAGUUAUUAACCUGCGUUAUGCCAAUAUCGUCUAUCAUUAUAAUGACCUAGUUAAAUGAAGUUUGAUUCGAUCACUCACGUACAUUCAUUUACACUACAUACUUACUAUAUGUCAAGUAUCUAUUCAAACAAAAUAGUUUUAUGUUCACAUAAAAUAUUUAUUGAUUUAUGUGCAUUCAUUCUACUUUUCCAGACAAACAUCGAAUACUGGAUUGCGUUGAUUAUGUUUGAUAAUUAGUGGAUGAUCAACGUUUUUAGCCUAAAAGCUUGGUAUGUGUUGGUCUUUAGGAACUUAUGCAUAGUAAUAAACCUACCAAGUAAUCGAACUGAUCUAAUGAAAAAUCAACCAUUAAACCAAGAGACACAAAGCUUACUGAAUUUCCGUGAUUCAUGUGAAUAAUAGGAUGUACGAGUUUAAUGAAGAAAAUAAUAAAACAACAAUGUCAACAAAAGUUAUUAGUUAGCAAUAAUGUUUAUACACAUGAUAAAAAUGUAGUUCAGUGAAUUAGUUAACCGAGGAUAUUUCAACAGCAUAUAAUCUUUCACUACAUUAACUGCGAUGUGUAUAUACUUCAAAGAAAAGCAAUUAGUACAUUUGUUUUUGUAAUGUCAUUAUAAAACUACUAAGAAUGAAUGAAUAACAGUAAUAGUGUUACUUGUCCACCAAAUAUCAAUUUAUUUAUUUGAAUUUCAGACACAUUAUUUGUGUCAGAGCUAGUGAUACUUACUACUCGACCUUUCAAUCGUAAUAAUCGAGGUUGGGUUACGAACCUACAUACUUUUAGUUGAAGCGUUAGUGCUUUAAUCACUAAACCCCUACCAUUUACAAUCUUGUAUAUCCAGCUUCAAGUCAUACAUUACGUGCUUAUUCGUGUGCAUGAUACUAUUUAAUUGCAAAACCCGAAAUAAGUAGAAAAAGAUCUAACUGCUUAAAUUGAUUGGUUUUAAUUAUUAAGGUCCAUCGUUUUGUAUGUAAGAAACAAGUGGUGGUGUUCAUCAAUUUGAAGUUUGAGUAAUAGUGAGAUGAGUUAAAGUCCCAAAACCACCGACUAAUUUGAAUGAUGUGAUAAGUAUCAGUAUUAGGAGUAAUAAUAGUAGUAGGAUUCUCUUCACAGUUAUCUUUCACCAUUGGUUUCUCUAUUUUGCCAACCGCUUAGACCGAAGGGUAAUUAUAUCCUUUAUGUAUUGUAUUAACUAUAAUUUAGUAUAUAUAUACACGUUAUAAACGAUUAUUUCUGAAUUAUAAAGUGUCAUUCUUUAAGAUUGUAUAGCCUAAUGAUUUGUCGUACAUUUUUGGACCAUAACGAUGACAACCAAGAUAUUUUUUGUAUUCAUGUAUAGACCAACUAGUAUAAGCAUACCUGAUGAUCUUCUUAAGAAGUCAAAUUACCCUCAACAACAACAGUCUUCUUCAACUGUAACACUACCGAAAAUGCCAACACCAUGCUCCCUUUCUACGGUCAGUACUCUCUCUACUUAUCCGGGUAACAAUUCAAUUGGAAGACGUGGUCGAAACUUUCAACCUUCACAUGUUACAUCGGGUCGUUCUUCUCACAGUGCAGAUACAUCACCGACUCGAUUAUCACAUCCUCAUGAAGAUAGUCAAGUGUUUUAUAAGACAUCAAUAACUGACAGUAGUAAACAGUCAUCCAUUUCCCAGUCACGUUGGUCACAUUCACUUAAAGAUCCUACCACCAUCGAUAAUCGAAGUAAUAAUAGCAAUGAUUUAUGUCGACCGUACGAACAACAUCCAUCCAAUAACACAUUCAGCAGUAGUGCAAAAACAGCCAAUCAUAAUUACUUCCCACCAACACCACCACUGCAAAGAUCGUCAUCACAGCCGGAUUUAAUAAUGCUGGACAAAUCAUUAAUAUCUGGUAGUAAUGUUGCUGCUACAGUCAGUGACUAUAUUACCGUUCUUCACCAAAAUCAACAUAAUUUAUCUGAUAGUGUCAAAUAUUCAGGCUUAAAUUCUGGUAGUAAUAAUAAUACUCAUACGGACCAUUUGUCAGUGAUACGUGUAUGGCGAUCAAAUGAUAAUGGAAAAGAUCAUUCUAGUAAGCUGAUUAUAUUACCAAGUAGACACACUAAUGCAUACGAAGCGACACGUUUAUGCAUGGAGGAAUUCAGUAUACCGGUAGAAGAUCAACAUUCUUAUCGCUUAUACCAUGUUAUUCAUCGCUAACCACAUAAUUAUCACUGACCAUUUUUGGAUCACGUUGGCACUAUACCACGUAUUGACUAGUUGGAGAUAUAAACCAACAAAUUCCGGGUCACUGAUAUUGUAGUGGACGAGAACACAAGUGGGGACAACCAAAGGUAUUUUAAUACAACAAUAUUAAGAAAGUGCUCCCACCGCGAAACCCGGGAUCCCAUGGUUUGAUUCUUGUUCGAAUGGCCAGUAGGAUUGCCGAUGAAUUCUAAAUCAGAACGAAACAGCUGCCCAGUCCUUCUUGGUUUCUGAAUGGUUUUGUAGCUUAUAUCAACCCGUAUUUAGAAAAGUAUCCCUUCAUAUUGAACUUUUCUUCACAAUCCAUGCAACACAAAAAGCAAGUUACGUAGGUGUUAUUUCUACCACCUUCAUUAUUCACACUAACACUUAUUCCACUCAUUGUAAGCUGAUAAUAACAAAUUUUGGAUAAAUAAAGUGUAUGAAUUCGUUGCAAUUUCAGAUGAGUAUUAAAAUGUCAAUUUUUGCGAUUAUAAUUGUACUUUUUAGAAAGAAAUCAGAAUCCUGAAGUCUUUUAUGUUGUAGAGGAUCAUUCAAUGUUACAUUUCAUUUGUAUGUAUUUUCUUUGGUAGUUGGUUGUAUUGUAGAUAAUUUUAGACUAGCAUUUGAUUUUGAGCUAUCUACAUCCUAUUUUUGAAAUAGAUAAGAUAAUUUAUGAUCAUCAGUGUUCAUAUGCCAACUUAUCUGUUUUUAUGGUAUGAAGCACAAAGUUUGUUAAUCAAAAUCUGUCUCAUUCUUAGCGUUUCACAACAGCUUCCAGCGUAGCAUAUCUAUUGACAAUGUUGACCAGUUAUAUAUUUUUUAUUUUGCAAUGUAUGGUAGACUUAACUUCAUGUUCUGCUUUUAAUAUGAUUUAUACGCUCUAAUUAAUCAUUCAUAAACCUUUACUCUCAAACACAUUUCAUAUUCUUUGGAGAAGAAGAAGCGUUCGUUAUGCUUAAUGUUGAAACUAAAGUUUUGUAUAGAAAUGAGAUCUUUCUUUUUAAAUUUGAUUUUGUUUAUCAUGCCUUUAAUUUAAUCAUAUUUCGCUGUCACACGGUGUUGAUACAAUUGUUUUAACUCCCUGUACUACUAAAUAUUAUUCUUAUUGUGGUUUUUACUGCCUCAAGUACACUUGAUUAUCAUUUAUUUUUUAUGUUAUUCAUUUUAAUACGUUUGAUUAAUUUUCGCUCAUGAUUAUCCUAUUCACCUUAAUUAUCAAGUAUUUCAUUCGAUUAACUAUCUUCCAUCUUCUUCGUAAUUGAUUGCAUCUUAACAACCAUACAGAUUAUUCUGUUUCAUAAUAGUGAUCAUAAUAUACAAUUUCACAAAAUUGAAAGUGAACUCGUUAAAAAUAAGUUCUCUGGUUGAACUGAUAGUUUUUAAGUAUAAUUAAUAAAUUUUUGACAACUUGAAAGUAGAGGACAUUAUGGUGCUAUUUCAUCCUAGUUUAAAUCUCGAUUGUGCACAUCCAAUUUCAAUCCUUUUGUGCUCUAUUGCAAUCUAAAAUGAAACAGCUAUUCAACACAUAAUAGUAUAUAAAUGACUCAUCAAAUGAUUUUAAUUUAUAGUAGGCACUAGUUUCGAAAUAAAUAAUCUUUGCAAAUUCACUCCCCUCCAUACAGUCCAACCUACUACAUGGUUGUUUUCUUAUCUUGUUAAGGUGACUGUUGAAUCUGGGCCAAUUGUGAAACAAAGUCGCUUGUCUAAUGUACUGGAUGAUUUAUCUGGACGUUUAACUUUGAAUUCAAGAUAUUACUUAAAAAGUUUGCAUAAUCAUGAUCCCCUUAUUGCGGAUGAUGUUGCAAAAUCAAUUCUAGCUGAAAGUCGUGUUACGUUUACACAGCUUCCACCAAAUGAAUUAGCUGCUCGGUUAACUAUUGAUGAUUAUGAAAUAUUUCGAUCUGUUCAAUCCACUGAAUAUAUUGAUGAGAUAUUUGGACUCAGUAAUGCACAUGUUAAUAAUAUCUCUUCAUGUGUGGUUGGCAAUAAUAGUAACAGUAGUAAUACUGGAUAUGCAACAGGUCAUGAAAAUUUGGAUCGAUUCACCGAUCUUGUCAACCGUGAAGCGUAUUGGGCUCCCACUGAAAUUUGCAAUGAAACUAACUUGAAUCGACGUGUUGAUUUGUUGAAACGUUUUAUCAAGCUUGCCAAAUUAUGCCGUGAACUGCGCAAUUUUAACACAAUGUUCUGUCUACUAGUUGGAUUACAUCAAACACCUGUCGAACGAUUAAAACAAACUUGGGAUCGCUUACCAAAUAAAUACCAAAAAAUCUAUCGAGAUUUAAGUAUGGUAUUGGAUACAUCUAGAAAUUUUCAUCAUUAUCGUACUCUCCUAUCAGCUAAUAAUGUAUCGGUUCCAGUGUUACCCUAUCUACCAUUGGUAUUGAAAGAUUUAACAUUUAUCCAUUUGGGUAAUCCUUCUUGUACUCCAGAUGGAUUGAUAAAUUUUGUCAAAUUACGAAUGCUUGCUAAAGAGGUUCGUGCCAUUUGUCGGAUGUGUAAUGUUGAUUAUGAUUUAUGCACUACUCCAUAUCGCGGUCGUACUGGUGGUGCUGUCGGACGUGCACGUGCUGGUGCCAAUUUAAGCGCGCUUAAAGCAGUCGCUUCUGUUUCAUCUAUAAAUCCAAAAUCGUACUUUUCAAAUCUUACAUCGAUGAAUAACUCCAAUCAAACAAACCAUAAUAAUAAUAAUAAUAAUAAUAAUAAUAAUAAUAAUAAUAAUAAUAAUAAUAGUGCUAGUGCAGAUUCUAAUUGGUCAGAACACGAUAUGGUUGAAGUGAAAUUCAGUCAUUCAAAUUCUCUUGACGAUAGUGAACAACAACAACAACGUGAAAGCACACUUAACUUUGAUGCGAAUCCUAUGAAUCCGACUAAUGUUUCGAGUGGUUUUAACGUUGGACACAAGCGUCUACAUCAACAUGGGAAUCCUACAACUCCUUCCAGUGGAAGUUUCAAUGUGGAAUUGUCUACAGCUAACUCGUUCAUUGUCCCCGGUGGUGGUAUUCGACGGCGAUCAAAUCUUGGUCUAAUUUCUUCAUCAAUUAAUCCAAAAAAGAUUUAUGAAAGUUGGCUGAUGACUUUACGGAUUCGUACGUAUUUCGCUAAUUUAAGAGUUGUCCAAGAUCCGGAAUUAUUGUCUCAAUUAUCCUCACGCAUUGAACCUAGUGGUAAAGAUUCAAGAACUGUCCAACCCGCUGUUGUAUCUUCAGUAGGCAAUGCUGGUACCACUACUACCAACAAUAAUAACAGUUCUGCUAAUGAAGGAAAUGAUCCACAGCAGUUAUAUACAUCCAAUCUCCCAUCCUCCAACAAUAAUACAAAAUUAAAAGGCAUAAAGCUGUCUCUCACAAAAACUUCUGCAGAGUCUGUUAUAGUCGAGUCGAAUACAAACAAAAAGUCUCCACUUAAAGUUAUCAACGUAUCGACAGAAUCUCCAUAUGUACCAUCAGCAACAGUAGCAGCAUCAAUCACAUCUCAUCCAACGUCUACGGAUCCAAAAGAUAUGUUUACCCGACCAUUACUAGGCGCACAAUCUGUUGAAGAUGCUCGCAAACUAUUAGCCCUAAGUGUAGGUGGUAAACGUUCUUCCCAGAGACGUUUACCAGUGUUCACUUUCCCGAAUCACUUUCAUUACAACAAUACUCAUAAUGUCGCUCAGUCUUUGUUCAUUACAUCACCAGUUCGACCAUAUGCUGGUAUUGGAUUUGGACACCUGAAAUCGCAACAUUAUAACAAUUCUAAUGUAUCGUCGUCUAUAGGAUCAUCUUAUCAAGUAAAUAAUAAUACUAUCAUACAAAUGUCAAAUAACAGCACACCGAAAUUAUCAUCCACCUCUAAUGCUACCAUUUCCACAUGUUCUAAUCAUUUACACCAUCAUCACCAUUAUAGUAGUAGUACUCAGCUUAUAUGCCCACAACCGACUCGAUGUUAUUCCACUCCUACCGGUACAACAGGCAGUAAAAGUCUCCUGUUGGAUAAUCUUAUCCCAAUACCAUCUCGUAUAGCUACUAAUAUGAACGAUAGUGGGAAUAGUAAUUCUACAUCGAAUCAAAUGUAUGCUAUGCUACCAAAUCAAAGAGAUCCUUGUCAUUUGCAUCAGCACCAGCAUUCUUUAACUCAUCACCAACAGGCAUCAGCAUCUCCACCUCAUAAUCAAGGCCAAGCAACUAUGAAACAUCAAUAUUUUAGUCAGGCAACACAUCAGAAUACAAAUUAUCAAUACCAACAGCAACAGCCAAACCCUCAGUCUCUAUCGAAUUCCAUUGGAUCUCGUCUAACACUGAAUUCUAAUACUGCUACAGUGCUAUAUCCAUCUUGUCCCGGUAUUUCAUUACGGCAACAGAUGACUUGCCCACAUCGGUCUACUAAUUUAUCUGGUGGAGGUGCCUAUCCCUCAAAUCAGCAACAACAACAGGCAACAGUACAAUCAGGUCGCUUUAGAGAACAAUCAUCGUUGCAACAGCAUCAGCAUUCAGUUUCAUUCAAUUUCGAUGAGAACUAUUUAUAUCCUACUGCAAAUACACUUCCACUUGGUGGUUCAAUGCUGCCUAUACCUCGUAAUUAUCGACAGUCUAUAAUACAAAGAAUAAUUCCACAAUUUGGUCAUGUUCCAUUCGCACAAACUCACACACAAAUUCAAAAUUCAAAGUCAGAUAAACAAUUGUUUACUGUUAAGCAGUUACCGGAUAAAAAUUCACAAAAUCCUAUAAAUUAUGUCUCAUCUACAACAACAUCGACAACAGCAACUUCAACGAUUGUGUCUUCACGUUCAGAAUUCAGUAACAACAGUAAUAAUAGUAAUAAUAAUCUGCAAUAUAGACCAUCUGAACGGAAUAAAUCCUCUACAGUGUGUCAGUCAUUCCAGCAACGUAUACAAGAACGACCUUCUCCGCCAUCUUAUCAGCAGGUUUUAUCCAUGUCACGACAAGGAAAUAAUCAAGGGUCAUUGAAAAUUAUCUCUGCUCAAUCUCAUCCACGUACAAAUAUUUAUUCAUCACAUGGACGCCCACAACCUCCACAACGAACAAUGGCUACAUUAUCUUCUAAUUGUAAUCAUAACAACUAUCGAGCCUCUUCAUGUAGUCCUGGUAUGACUAUAGUUCGUCCAGUCGUAAAUGAUCUUAAUACUGUUGAACCACAUCGCAAACAUAUUGGCAGGUUAGUUGAUUGAUCCACUUGAAACUAAUCAAAUGUUAUAAAUGUUCUCAUUAUGGCUAUUUUUUCUUCUUCUCAUCUCUCCUGUAAACUAACCAUUAAUCAUCUCCCUCUCUCUGCUUGUAUAGAUUUAUGUGCGUUGUAUGUUACCUAGCAUUAUCUGUAACUGUGCUCCUUUUUAUAAUAUGGCAACUCUCAUGUCAACACUUAAUUAUUCACCCUGUAUAUGUGUACGUAUCAGUGGUUAUAAAGUUUUUUUCCUUUGUUUGUCCCUUACCCCUACUAACUACGAUCUGUACACAUCACUUGUACCCAUAUAUGUUCGAGGUAGUCUUUGGAAUAAUAAUUUUUAUUAAUUGAAUUGCAUGUCAUUUCAAGUGUCCGCGGUAUUGACUUCAUUGCUUAAUAUUCUUCUAACUGUCAUUCUUAUAGUGUUUUGUUUGUGGACACUGAGUUUUAUUGUUUGUGUAAACAAAUUUCUAAGUUGACGAAUUCACCGACCAGUCAAUCAUAAGUAAUGUCGAACCUGACACGUGUACAUCGAUCCAAGUUGCUACACCCUAUUAGCACAGCGAGACGAAAUUGUCAAGAUAAAUCCCAAAGUAGUACAUAUAGUAACAGCAUUGACGGCGGUUGAAAAGAUUUAGCAUUUUAGAUAGGAUUUGGGAAAAGAAUAUGGACUAGUGGGAUAAAAAAUUCAUAAGGUAAUUUAGAAAGUUACAAUUUAAGAGAAGACGAAGAGUGAAUGUGCCUGUUCCAUCACAAACCAUUUUGAUCCAUGUCACCCAAAGUCUCUAACCAUCGGUUACAAUAAUCACGCGGACGCUAAUCAAGUAGUCUGUACCUACCCACAUGGCUCAGUUCAAUAGUCAACGUCUUCAUGGACUGAUCCCAUGUCUUCGUUUGUCCCUAUUCUACCUCUAACAACACUAGAGAUCCUAUUGUUCACUAAUUCACCAAUUGUGUGCUCGAAAUCAGCCAGUCAGCUAUAACGUAGGACCAGGCAAAUAUAUGCAUCGGUCCAAGUUGCCAUACCGCAUUAGCACAACAAGAUGAACACCGGAUUCAUAGAAGUAGUUAAUUCAAUGAUGGUAAUAUAUAAAAGAAAGAUUGCAUAUAAGGAUAUAGUACAGGAAGAAAGAAUUAGUACGUAGAGAGAUAUGUCGGUCGUAAAGAGAGAGGAUUAAGUGGGAAACACUACAAAUUAAGACCUGUAUGUAUCCAUGAUUUCUUUCUGAAAUUGCUUACACGACUACCUUACUGAGAGAUUACCAAAAACUACUAGCGUCUCCUCCGUUUUGUCAAACUGGUUUGCUGCGACAAGUGAUGUUCUAUUAAGUUCAAUAAUAGGGACCUCUCUUUGUCCUCUUCACUAACAGAUUAACGGGUACUCCUUCUCAUCGAUGUUUUUACAAACAUUUCCACGAUUUAAAGAUAAUUCCAACUUAUCAAUAAAAUGUAAAACUGUUGUAUGGACACAUUGAACAGCUAUCGUCACCAUUAGACCGAUGGUGUUUGUGUGUGUAUGUACUUAUUCUCAUUUAUCUGUUUCGAUAUUUCCAUUAAAUUGAAAGCUAUGUCAUUGAGUUGAAAUCCCUCAUUUUUCUUAUUUAUGACACUUAGAAAUUUUGUCAUAAUAAAUCACCAAAAAUAAUGUCCACACAAACCUCAGUGACUAUUAUUUUCACUUCCAAUCAAUUUAUGAUAUUUCUCGACCAUCAUACCAUGUCAUCACGGAUGUAACUACUUUACUCUCUAUAAAUAAUUGAUUUCAUAGUCCACGGUUACUUUCCACCAUUAGAGCAUUCAGUAAUCCAUUUCAAAAUUAGUAAAUACAUGACUCUUGUGAAAUUAGGCAAAUAAUAUGAUUUAUUCGACCUUAUCUUUACAUUACAUUAGUCGAUUAAGUGUUGAAUCUAGCAUACCAAGGUCAAAAUCAUUGAAACGUCGUAUUCGAUAAUUAACAUUAAACAUCCUUCGCAAUUCAAAUAAAGUUGUAUUUAUAUGGUUUUUCCGUGUAUUUCAAUGCCUAUUUACUGUGGUAAACUUACAGGAUUGCAAUGGUAUUUCACAAAGUGUGUACUGUGAAAAAGUGGUACAUGUAAUAUUAACAACUUCCAACUUCUAGUAAAUUUAUCAAAUCGUGUAACAUCACUGAAAGGAUUAAUUUAAUAAUAAGCACCAAACUAAACGUUUAAAACAAACACAAGGACGAGACAUAUUCACACUCAAUCCACAGAAGAUCAGAUGAUUCAACUCUUUCUGUUUCAAAUCAUCUAUUUUCCAGGUGUAGAACAUAAGUCAAAAGUUUCAUAAGAAAUGGAAAAAUUAAACAUUGCAUCAGCCAUUCACAAUGAUAAAAACACACAUACUAACUAUAAGUACAACGGAGAGAUGACAACAGAAAACAGAGGAUACGGUUCAUAAAUCACAAGAUCUAUGCACACAUGAACAAAGGAAGUAAUAGAGGGACACGUCGCCAAACCAUACUGAGCAUAUAAUACCCUUCCUCUCGACGUCCGUGUAUUAUAACUUACUUACUCAUGCCUGUUACUGUUGUGAGCUUAUAGGCCUCCGACUAAGAAUCUCGGAGCAACUCUUUUCAGGCUCCUCUUUCAGGUUGUCCCUAAGCGCGAUUCACUCUCUUGAUAUCUACCUGCAAAUGUCCUCUGGUAUGCUUCUUUUCCUUUUCCUUCGAGGAUUCCAUAUUGAGCCUUGCCCUUUGAUGGUUUCCUCAAUGUGUAUCCUACCCACCUCCAACACUGUUUCCUGAUUUUCCUCUCAGUAGACAUCCGAAUUGUUCUCUAUCACAGUCGAUUAUUGCUAACGGUUUCUGUCCAAUGGAUCUGUAGUAUUUUGCAUAGUCACCUGCACCUUUUGGCAAUGAUGGUAGUAGUUCUCCACAAUCCAACUCCGCACAGUAGAACUGUUUAGACGUUGUUGUUGUUGAAAUUAUGACUUUGGUGUUGUGUGACAGAUAUUCAAUUAUAGGAACGUUCACCUGUUUUGGUAAUUCAUACCCUCAUGUUCUGCAUCAGAUACUCCAUAUUCUUCGAAUAUGCUGUUCAGGCACGUAAACGCUUCCGCUUCUUCCAGAGCCUUACCACCAAAUGUGAUUUGAUUGGUGCUCGCUGUGUUGUAUUUCAGGAUCUUGCUUUUCCCUUGUGAAUGUUGAAGCCUACUGUUGUGGAAGUUACUGUCAUACUGAAUAUCUUCACCUGUAUUUGUUGCUGUCGAUGGGAUAGGAGGGUCAAGUCAUCUUCAAAGUCCAAGUUGUCCAGCUCCACUCAAGUUGUUCACUGUAUUCUGUGCUUCUGAGUUGUAGAGGUCUCAAUAAUUGAGUCUACAACCAGCAGAAAGCGAAAAGGCAAAGUAGGCAACCGUGUUUGAUACCUGUAGAUUUUAAGUCAAUAAGUGAGUCUUCUGAUAGGGAUUCAAAAUACAUGAACUUCAGGUCUCGUAACAAGUGUUGACUUCAAAACUUUGGGUUGAAACUUAAUGGUUCAGCCACAUUUUUAACUUCAGUCACUUGAUGAUAAAGUCGAAAUUGCAAAUCAGACAUGUAGAACUUCUUGGUUUCCAAUAAUUUUUCAUCUCAUAGUUACAUUGUAAUAAAAGUUAUCCUUAAAUUUGAAUAUGUAAGAUGAACUUAAAGAACUACAAAUCUAAUAUGAAGUUUGCUUUAUUGUCUACAAAAUAAAACAAAUUUUGCUUGUGGUUAAAAGUAGCAAUGGAAUUAUUUGGGAAAGAAACCACUGUCACAUAAUACAGUUAAUAUAUACAAUAGAUCCAACCCAACAAUUCAGAGAGAACUACCAGUAACAAGAAGCAAAAAGUAAAUGGAGAAAAUACCAUAUACAAUAAAUAAAUUCACAACUUACAAACUAUGCAUUUUUAGUCGACAAAUUUCAUUAUUACCAUUGUGAUUAUUCAAUGUGAUGUUUGAUGAUGGUGUAGAUUUGUUCACGUGGUUUUUACAUCGUCAACAAUUUGAUAAGCAUUUAUUGUUUCACUGAUCGGCCUCAUCGAAGUUUGAGCAGUAUGUGUCGUAUUUAAAGAGUUAAUAGCUUGAUAAUACUCUGUUGGAAAAAAAGUAGACGUAAUAGAAAAGACAUAAUUAAUUUCUAUUGGACUAUUUUCGUCUUUGGACUAGAUUACAGCAGCACCUCUCGCGAAGUUACUCUUCUCUAUAUUGUAUCUAAUAGGUUUCGCCUAUUAUUAUUAUUAUUAUUAUUAUUAUUAUUAUUAUUAUUAUCAUAAUCAUCAAUGACAUUGACAGUUGCCUCAAUAACACCAAGUAACCGAAUUCGGAAAUGUUUUCUGUUCGGCUCCGUCUCUCCAAUAGUCUAAACGUAAAGAUCUCGCCUCGAGUCCCCUAACUUUUGUUUUUCGGAUGACUGAUUGAUUAAGUCAUAGAUUCCCA
Messenger RNA from Schistosoma haematobium, 14780 nucleotides. Its product is annotated as Rap guanine nucleotide exchange factor 2, variant 2. Bases 7386 to 10373 code for a protein of 995 amino acids. Gene Ontology annotation, biological process: Ras protein signal transduction; positive regulation of GTPase activity. Gene Ontology annotation, cellular component: apical plasma membrane; plasma membrane. The transcript has 13 exons. Gene Ontology annotation, molecular function: guanyl-nucleotide exchange factor activity. NCBI's taxonomy places the organism in Eukaryota, Metazoa, Platyhelminthes, Trematoda, Strigeidida, Schistosomatidae. The record is from RefSeq and is a predicted model, not a curated record.